GCCCGAGGCAGAGGAAGGGGCCGCGCGCGCGGGCGGAGGGAGGGGACGCAGCGCGCCUCCGAGGCCGGAGGCGGCGGGGACCGGACGGGAGCGCGCGCGGCGGGGACCCGAGGGGCUCGCAGCGGCCUGGGGAGGCCGCGCGGACAAAGGCGCGGAGGGCUGCGGGCCAUGGCGUCCCAGGCCCCCGCACCCGCCGCCGCCACCGCGGGCGUCCGCGAGAUGCGCCUCGGAACCCGCGGAGCCACCGCUUGCGGGGAGGCCACCUGGAGCCUCUCUCGAUGCUGACAUGGUGACAGUGUGCAGGCAGGCCACAGGCAGCCACAGCCAGAUUGGAACUCUGAGCUACAGAUUGGUCGACAAGGUCAAGGCAGAAGGGCCAAAGGCUGGGGAAGCUUGUAGAAGGCAGCCGCUGCCCUUGGGAAGGAGUCCCCCAAGGAGCCCCCACAGCCUCAUGCUGGAGGCAGGAGUGGACAUGCUCAGCUCCAACAUGAUCAUCAGUGGCCCGGCUGCAGACCUUGGUGCUAAAGAGGCCAGCCGGCCUUCCAAGAAGCAGCUUGGUAGUGUCCAGAAUCCUGGGUCAUCCGCCCGAGCCCAGCCCCAGCCCCUCAGCAUAAAGGACAAGAUAUCCAAGUGGGAAGGCAAGAAGGAGCCUCCUGCGCCUGCGCUUGCGCCUGAGCCUGCCAGGCAAACAGAGGGCCAAGAGAACUCCUUGCCACCCUGCGGGGUAGAGAGGAGAGGCAGCGAGGUCACCAGAACCAGGAACGGAAUGAGGCUGGAAGCAGAGAGCCUGGGAAAUGACGGCAGAAGGACAGCAAGAAGCGUGUGUCAGGACGCAGAACGGUGGCCAGGCCUGAGGCAGAGCGAUGGACAGCCAGAGCCCAGCCAGCAGCGAGGGCUCGAGCUGAAACCCAGUGACUUACGCCUCCAGAGUGAGCAUCUCUCGGUGCUGAAACAGGUCAAGAGACUGGAGAAGGCCUUGAAGGGUGGCUCUGCCGGCCUGGACCUCCAGUUGCCGGGGACUUGUUAUUCCCCCCACUGUCUGCCUGACAAAACAGAGGAGGACCGACCCACUGCUGAGAGCCACGGAAGCGGGGGUACCAAGUGGAGGGCCCACCACUCGGAGGUUUCAGAGGAGUGGAAAGCCCAGGAGAGUGUAUACAGGGGCUCCCGGCAGUGCCCCCCAAAGCCUUUCAUCAACCCCCUUCCCAAGCCCCGCAGAACGUUCAAACAUGCCGGAGAAGGGGACAAGGAUGGGAGUCCAGGGAGCCCGGGCUUUAGGAAAGAGAAGAGAAUCCUGCCUCCCCUGCCCGCUCUGCCUCCCCCUCCCCCACCGCUGCCCUCCUCCCCUCCUCCCACUUCCGUGAGUAGAAGACCAUGGACUGGGAGGCAAAGACCCAGUGCUGACCACAGAAAGUCCUAUGAGUUUGAAGACUUGCUACAGUCUUCCUCUGAGAACAGCGGGGUGGACUGGUACGCACAGACCAAGCUGGGGCUCACGCGCACUUUAUCGGAAGAGAACGUCUACGAAGACAUUCUAGAUCCACCUAUGAAGGAAAAUCCUUACGAGGACAUCGAAUUGCAUGGCCGCUGCCUGGGCAAGAAGUGUGUCCUGACUUUCCCCGGGUCCCCCACCUCUUCCAUCCCGGAAACUUCCACCAAGCCAUCCUUGUCCAAGUCUGCAUUUUUCCGGCAAAAUUCAGAGAGAAGAAACUUCAAACUGCUGGACACUAGGAAGCUGAGUCGGGAUGGAAGCGGGUCCCCUGUGAGAACCAGCCCGCCUUCUACACCUAGCAGCCCAGAUGAAACUUUCUUUAACCUUGGAGACAUACAGAAUGGCAGAAAGAAAAAAAAGAUCCCCAGGCUGGUAUUGCGGAUCAAUGCCAUUUAUGAGGCCCGGAGAGGAAAGAAACGGGUGAAGCGGCUAUCCCAGUCCACGGAGAGCAACUCAGGAAAAGUGACAGAUGAGAACAGUGAGUCUGACAGCGACACUGAGGAGAAGCUGAAAGCUCACAGCCAGCGUCUGGUCAAUGUGAAGUCGCGCCUGAAGCAGGCCCCUCGGUACUCGUCACUUGACCGGGAUCUCAUUGAGUACCAGGAGAGACAGCUCUUGGAGUACUUUGUGGUCGUGUCUUUGCACAGGAAGCAGGCAGGGGCGGCCUAUGUGCCAGAACUCACCCAGCAGUUUCCUCUGAAGUUGGAAAAGUCAUUCAAGUUCAUGAGAGAGGCAGAGGACCAACUGAAAGCUAUUCCCCAGUUCUGCUUCCCCGAUGCCAAGGACUGGGCUCCUGUCCAGGAGUUUACCAGUGAAACAUUCUCGUUUGUCUUAACGGGAGAAGACGGCAGCAGAAGGUUCGGGUAUUGCCGAAGACUGCUGCCUGGAGGCAAAGGGAAGCGGCUUCCAGAAGUUUAUUGCAUUGUCAGCCGCCUGGGAUGCUUCAGCCUCUUCUCAAAGAUCUUGGACGAGGUGGAGAAGAGAAGAGGUAUCUCCCCUGCCCUGGUGCAGCCCCUCAUGAGGAGCGUCAUGGAAGCCCCUUUCCCAGCCCUGGGCAAAACUAUCAUCAUCAAGAACUUCCUGCCAGGAUCAGGGACGGAGGUGAUCGAGCUGUGCCGUCCCCUGGACUCCCGGCUGGAGCAUGUGGAUUUUGAGUCACUGUUCUCCUCCCUCAGUGUCCGGCACCUGGUCAGUGUUUUUGCCUCCCUGCUUCUGGAAAGGAGGGUCAUCUUCAUUGCAGACAAACUCAGCACACUGUCCACAUGCUGCCACGCGAUGGUGGCACUCAUCUACCCCUUCAGCUGGCAGCACACCUACAUCCCAGUGUUACCACCGGCCAUGAUUGACAUAGUGUGCUCACCCACACCCUUCCUCAUCGGGCUGCUCUCCAGCUCGCUGCCACUGCUCAGGGAGCUGCCACUGGAAGAGGUUCUUGUGGUCGAUCUCAUCAAUGACCGCUUCCUCAGACAGAUGGAGGACGAGGAUUCCAUUCUGCCCCGGAAGCUUCAGGUAGCCCUGGAACACAUUCUGGAGCAGAGGAAUGACCUGGCCUGUGACCAGGAUGGAGGCCCGCUGGAGUGCGUGCAUGGCCCUGAGUCCAGCCCCUUGAAUGAGGUGGUAUCAGAAGCCUUUGUCCGAUUCUUUGUGGAGAUUGUGGGCCACUACUCCUUGUUCCUGACCUCGGGCGAGGAGAGGAGCCUGCAGCGAGAGGCCUUCAGAAAAGCUGUCUCCUCUAAGAGCCUGCGACGCUUCCUGGAGGUCUUCAUGGAGACCCAGACUUUCCGUGGCUUCAUCCAGGAGCGGGAACUACGUAGGCAGAAUGCCAAAGGUCUGUUUGAGGUCCGAGCCCAGGAGUACCUGGAAACCUUGCCCAGCGGAGAGCACAGCGGAGUCAAUAAGUUCCUCAAGGGUCUGGGGAAUAAAAUGAAGUUUCUCCACAAGAAAUAACCCUCAUCUUGGCUCAAGGGAAAUCCUCUCCACUGGGACCACACAUUUCUAACAGCUCUGAGAGGCUGUGGGCUGAUGGCUGUCCCCACUUCCUCCCAGGAUGGGGCCUGUGAAUUCGGCAGGUGGCAGAAGCUCAGGAUAGCCCUGGAAGGAACCUGCCACCAUGCAGCUGUUCUUACUGUGGUUGGUUCUGGGGUCUUUAUAUCCUAGCUAUUAAAAGAGAAGGAGAAGAAAGGUGUUUGGGUCUUCCUUCUGUCUUGCCAGGGCUAAGAAAACUCUCUCCUGCCCUACCUCAUCUUUUCUGGGUCAGCCGGUCGUCAGCUAUGGAGCCAGGAGGAGGGAGAAGAUAGGAAGAGUGGCCACCACAGAAGUCAUCUUAGAUGUGGCUGCCCACGAUCCCGGUUAUUCCGGACUGGUCUAUGACGCCACCUGGUGGCAGAGACUGUGGACUUCGCUGUUCUUGACUGGGGGGUUUUUGCUCCUUCAAAGAAAGUCACAUAGAACCGUUCUUGCCCAGACAGCCUGUGGCUUUUAGGGACACAUAAAAAGAGGAAAUCUUGUUCAUUGUUAACAAAAUGUUCUUAGGGUUCUGAAAUGUCUAUUUCCUGUGGCCUAACCAUGGCGUUUCGACCACUGCUGUGAACCUAUUCCUCAUAGCCGACAUAGAUGGGAGAGGCUUCUGAAGUAGUUCUCUCACUGAGAGGGAGGGACUGGAGGGGUCACAGUCAGCUGCCCUGUGGGGGACUGUGGGAGUCUGCAAGAGCCCUGUGGACAGCUCAGGACAGUUCUCAGGCUGGCCUCGGGCGACCACCCCAAUACUCCUGGGCCCCCAGUGGAUGCCACAGUGAGUAACUACUUCUGGAUCACCUGGCCUGGAGUGGGGCAGGAUUAACAGGGGUGUGUGGCUGGCCUUGGGGGAAGCCUGAGUAAGAAUGUGAGCUUGGGGGCUCACACAAGCGCCUCAGUUUAGUUAACUUUACUGAUAGCAAUAUCCUGUGUAUUUUUAUACUGCCUCUAAGUGAUCACUUUUAGUAUUUUGGAAUAUACAUUCUUUUCUAACUUAUUUUCUAUUACACUGUUUUACUUAAGAACUCCAAGUGGAUGAAUAAAUAAAUAAAUAAUAAAUAUCUUUAUCAAUAUUCCUAGUGAGUGUAGAAUAUUUUAUGAAAGUUUUUGUAUUUGACUUAAUCAAAAACAAAAAUAAACUUGGGGAAAUGUGCUAGA
Onychomys torridus (southern grasshopper mouse) is the source of this 4663-nucleotide messenger RNA. It is a transcript of the gene Dennd2a, whose product is annotated as DENN domain containing 2A. Bases 287 to 3439 code for a protein of 1050 amino acids. Gene Ontology annotation, cellular component: actin cytoskeleton. NCBI's taxonomy places the organism in Eukaryota, Metazoa, Chordata, Mammalia, Rodentia, Cricetidae. The transcript has 20 exons. Gene Ontology annotation, biological process: retrograde transport, endosome to Golgi. The record is from RefSeq and is a predicted model, not a curated record.